CAUAAUUCGUCAAAGAUAUGGAUGGAAAAUUGGAAAUUAAGGAAUAAAAAAUAUCUGCGUAAAGUAUAGAGAAUAUUUUAUUUUUUUUCCGACAUUAGAUGGUUAUAUUGUUAGUUUAGGAUCUGAGUUUGGUUUUGGCUAAUUAACCCAUCUUAAAUCCUGAGAGAAAAAAUAAAGGCAACAGAUCUAAAAUCUUAGAAAAUAUAUUUUUUUUCUGGGCUAUGCAAAAGUUUCUUGGGAGUUUAUUAAACGUUUGUAUAAGAAAAAUAACAAACCGUCUUCAUAUUGAUGAAAUUAAUUAUACCCAUUCAUAAAAAUAAAUAAAAAAGCGAAGGCAACCAUUAAGUCAUUUACCCUAAGAGAGAAAAGGCGAUACAUAACCAUGAAUGGAGAAGAGCCAAUGACGUUGAUGAUGCUUCCUAAUGAUUUGGUAUUAAACUGCUUAGCCCACGUUUCGAGAUUGUACUACCCGAUUCUCUCCUUAGUUUCCAGAUUCCGCUCUCUCCUUGCUUCAACUGAGCUUUACCAAACCCGACUCCUCUUAGGCCAAACCGAGAGUUGUUUCUAUGUGUGCUUAAAACUCCCUACCUAUAAGACCCCACAACAAUGGUUCACUCUCUGCCGUACACCAAAUAGCUCCAAGAAAGUUUUGGUCCCAAUCACAUCUCCCAAUUCUCCUUCUACGUACCAGUCAGAUUUUUCUAAUAUUUAUGCCAUUGGCGGAUUAUUCAUAAAGGAUGAUAAUGCAUCUUCCAGCAUCAUGGUCAUGGACCGUCGUUCUCACACAUGGCAUGAGGCCCCAAGCAUGCCGGUCGCACGAGUGUCCCCUUCUGCUUGCAUCCUUGAUGGAAAAAUAUAUGUGAUAGGAGGCUGCAUAACUAACUGGAUUGAGGUAUUCGAUACAAUGACUCAAACUUGGGAGUUUGAGUCGUCAAGUCCUGGUGAGAAAAUAUGUAGCGGUCUUAGGUAUCAAACCGUAGCUAGGGUAUGAUGGAAAUGUCUACGUGAAGUGUUUUGAGAGACCCAUGACCAG
Arabidopsis lyrata subsp. lyrata is the source of this 1033-nucleotide messenger RNA. Its product is annotated as F-box/kelch-repeat protein At4g33900. Lineage: Eukaryota; Viridiplantae; Streptophyta; Magnoliopsida; Brassicales; Brassicaceae. Gene Ontology annotation, molecular function: protein binding. The record is from RefSeq and is a predicted model, not a curated record.